Molecule: messenger RNA, 3895 nt
Organism: Rhineura floridana
Lineage: Eukaryota; Metazoa; Chordata; Lepidosauria; Squamata; Rhineuridae
Gene: DESI1
Product: desumoylating isopeptidase 1
Exons: 6
Coding region: 287-796 (169 amino acids)
Biological process (GO): protein modification by small protein removal
Molecular function (GO): peptidase activity
Source: RefSeq, a predicted model, not a curated record
CUCUACCUAGCCCCGCCCCAUCAUAGAGGCACCGUGACAAGCAGGCUGGAUUCGCCUUGUGGGGGCGGCGCAUGCGUGAGGGGAACGGUCCCUUUCUCGCUUCCCUCCUCCUCCUCCCAUCUCUUCUGUCACCUUCUGUCAGUUGGUUACCACCGCGAUAGUAAACGGGAGCCGAGCCGGCUGGACUCCCUGCCGUUUUUCUUCACAACUAGCCCGGGCAAAGAAGUUCCCCAUUGCUCACGGGGUCUUUCCGUAACCCCUUCACCUCUCCUCCAUCGCCAAUGCUAUGGACUCGCCUCCGAUGCUGCACCCGGUGAAGCUCUACGUUUACGACCUUUCCAAGGGCAUGGCUCGGCGCCUCAGCCCUAUCAUGCUCGGUAAGCAGCUGGAUGGCAUCUGGCAUACUGCCAUAGUUGUCCACAGGGAUGAGUUCUUCUAUGGUAGUGGAGGGAUCUCCAGUUGUCCACCUGGUGGGACUCUCCUUGGGCCCCCAGAUUCUAUUGUAGACCUGGGAUGCACAGAAGUUUCAGAAGAGCUCUUCUUGGAAUACUUGUCCUCAUUGGGGGAAUCUAUAUUCCGAGGAGAGUCUUAUAAUCUUUUUGACCAUAACUGCAAUACAUUCAGUAAUGAAGUGGCACAAUUCUUGACAGGAAGGAAAAUCCCUUCCUACAUCACUGACCUUCCUUCUGAAGUCCUUGCCACACCAUUUGGACAAGCUCUGCGGCCUCUCCUCGACUCUGUUCAGAUCCAGCCACCUGGAGGAAAUAACUUUAGCAGGCACAAUGGACAGAGCUAGCAGACGUGGUGGAAAGUGCCUCAGUUCACCAGGGCAUUUCCUUUUUAACCUCCAUUGUACCAGAUUCCUGUCUUAUAAUUUCAUGCCAGCAUUAACAGCAAAAUAAUGCACCAGAUUUUCCAGAGAAUUUACUGGAUUGCAUGUGACAUGAUGCUAACAAAAAAAGUGGUCAUAAAAUCAAAUAGCGUAUUUACUUACUAAAGUUGUUUUUGUCUUGGUUCUCUUUGGAUGCUUUUUAAAUAUUCCCUGCUGAGAAAGUGGAGAUUAGGAAUCACAUUGCACAAUUUAGAGUAACAUGGGUGGCACUGAGUAUGCUAGUCUUAGCCAUUCCUUACCAGACUUGCUUAUUUUCAUAACCCUUGUUACAAUGUACUUGUGGCAGACGUAACCCCAAAGGUGUAAGUCUUGCAUCACUGAAGUUCCUAAUACUAAUUCAAUGUUAAGCUUGAAUAUUCUUUUGUAGGAGGAGGGAGAAAACUAAAAACAUUCACUGUGAAAUAAUUUCUGUCUUGAAUGAAUAAUAUAGGUUAAUUUCUCAAUGGCAGUAAUCUAUGAUAAAUGAUGGGAUGGAUUUCUAAUUCUGGGUAUCAGUGACUGCAAAAAGGACCACAAGCAGUCUUGCAAUACCUGAACUAGACUGGAGACAGGGCAAAUCAUCUUUAUCCCUAUGUGAAGAAAAAUUGAGAUCUUACCACCUCAGCAGUCUCUCCAUGUUGUAAAGACAAGUAUAAAAAUAUGUCUACUUGGGUACAUACCUUCUAUCACAAUUAUUUCCUUAAGAAAGUAAGACAUAGGUAAUUGCAUUUGAAGUGGAAGAUAGGAUGCUGGUUGCUAGGUAAUAACCGCCCUGCAAUGAAGUUCAAAAUCAAUAUUAAUGUCUACCAUUUAAGGAAGAGGAAGUUUGGCCCUCAAGCUGGACAUGACUUUCAGAACGUGUUUGAAAAAUAUCUGCUUGGACUGAUCAUGUUGUGUUUGUUUAGUGGUGGGGAAUUUCAUCCAUACCAUGGUCCCAGUCAGAGCUUGGAAAAGUUACUUUUUUGAACUGCAGUUUCCAUCAGCCCCAGCUAGCAUGGCCACUGGAUUGGGCUGAUGGGAGUUGUAGUUCAAAAAAGUAACUUUUCCAAGCUCUGGUCCCAGUCUGGAUCAGGGACCCCUACAGCUGCGUUUUGUAAACAAAGAGACAUGGCCAGUCUAAACCCAUUUUUGAACCACUUGCUUAAAAGUUGCAUCUAGUCCAAAAAGUUGUGUCUUCCAGAUUUUUUGAAGAUGAUAUUUAAUGGGUCAGCUAUUGAGGGACAGGAACAAAAGGAUAAUGCUUUCCUAUUCUCUCUAGUGAGCAUGUUCAAAGAAGCAUUGGGGCAAUGGUUUCUACCAUUUGAUAAUGCCCUGCCUCUGCCUAACAAAGGCCUUGCCUCCAAACUCAGCCUGGUCUACUGUACGGGAUAUAAAUUCAAUCAACUUGGAGAUCUUAUCAGAUCCUACAAGAGCUAUGCCUUUUUUCUUUGAUAGGCUGUUUUUUUUCUUUUCAUAACUAAUGUUUCCAAAAGAUGCACGGUGAAAACUUGUCCGUUCCUGCUCAUACUUGGCAGGAAGUCAGGAAAAUCUGUUCAUGCUCAGAAGUAAUAUUCCCAUUUACCUUAUAACAUAGCAGCAUCACAUAAUUUGUUAAUCUAAAAUAUGACCCUAGAAAAGUAGCUAGAUUACAGUUUGAAGGAGAUGCUCUCAUCACUUUAGGUCUGAGGCAGCAGGAAAGGACAGAGCUCUUGCCCUAUGUCUGCCCUCUUCUCUUUCCUGCUCUGGUAUAAAACUGGAGCUAUCCUUGCAAUAGCAGGCAGGAAAGGAAGAGUUGAAAAGAAUGGUGAAGGAAUUUGGAUAGGAAGUACAAUAGCUGUAUCCUCUUGUGUUGCCUCAGAUCCUUUGAACAGAGUCUCCAUACUAAUCUGGCAAUCCCAUGUUUUCCACUGUGGUGGCAUAUUAAACCUGUUUUGAUUGCCAUUUCAGUGUAACAAUCAGGGUAACCGUGAAUCUGGUCCUGAACAUUCUUUCAGUAUAUUGUCUUCUGCUUGUAGAAAUGCAUCUGUAUCCUCUCUUUUGUUGCAGUCAGUGAGGGUUUGUGGUAGAGAAGGUCUAGAAACCUUUAAAAAUUCAUCCUAGCAAAGUUUGCAGAAGCACUGAAUUAACUGUCUUCUGUAAUGUUCUUUCCUUCCAUUCCUACAGCCACAUCCAAAGUAUAUUUAUUUCCUUGUUGGGGCCUCUGAGUUUCAUGGGAUAUACUAUGUAGUAAGCGUGUUUUAGGAUUGCUGCCUUAGAAAUGCCAACAGUUCAUUUUUACUUGUGUGUAUCAUAAGCAUUCCUUCUGUCUAUUUUUAUAUGCCUUUCUCCAGCUGAUUAGUGUGUCUGGCCAGGUGCAGUAGUGGAGAAAGUCCUGGAACUUACUUGACCACCCUUUUAAGCACUUUCCUUCUCACAACUUCAGGAAUGUGCAAUGUGAUUCUAUGCAUGUUUACUCAGAAGUAAGUCCCACUGAGUUCAGUGGGCCUUACUCCCAAGCAAGUGCAUGUAGGAUUGCAACCUUGGAUAUCUUCAGUGGGACUGAAGGGAGAUUAUGCCUCUUGCAUAAUGGAACCUGAUUUGUCCUCCCUGCUAUUUCCAGUAAAGAGAUGAGCCUGUUGCUCUUCAGUAAUGUUCAUGGGCUCUAUUUUCAAUUGUGUGCAAUAGCAAUUCAAGCCUCUGCAUCAAGGGAAGCCUUAGAAGAAGCUACAUUUGAAGACUGGCUCUCCAUUGUAGAACAUAAAUUACCUGAUUGUAUCUUCCACUCCUUACCAGUUAAUAUGAUUGAGUAUGGAUAUUCCAUAGUCAGUGCCCUGUUUUAAAAUGGUUAGGAAGGACAGCCAUGUACAUACCCAGCAUUCUAUUCAGUCCUGUGUAUUUAUGAAAAUAAAGAGACAUGUAUAUGUAUGUAAAUGGCUGACAAUGGGCAGGGGAACCUGAGCAGCUCUUGUAUGAGAGCGGAGGCUUGAUCCAAGUGAUGGAUCUGCCAUUUCUGGGGAUUCCAUUUUGCCAUUUUAUAACUAAAAUAAAUAAAGCCUUUGCCAGGAA